CACGCCCGCUCCCAGCCCGCGCCUCCCGCUGCCUCCGCCCCUCACUCUCGGGGCCCCCGCGUCGUCGUCCCACACCGACUUCGCUCCCGCCGCCCCGCCGGCCGCACUUCCCGCCCUCGCCGCGGCGCUGCGCCCGCACUCGGCCCGCACUCCGCUGCCUCCGGCGCGCGUUCCUCGCGCGGCCCCGUCGCCCUCGCCUCCCUCGCCGCCGCCGCGCCCCGGACUCGGUAGGCUCCGCGCCCCGCCGUCGUCUGCGCCUCUUGGCUCCUGAGAGCCCGCGCUCCCGCCUGACGCGGAGGCGCCGCCGUCCCCGCCGCCACGGCCAACACGGGUGCCACGCGCCGCCGCCGCCGCCGCCGCCGCGCCGCCACUCGCCCGCCGCCCGCCAUGGCCCCGCAGCAAACAGGUAGCAGGAAGCGGAAAGCGCCAGCGGCCGAGGCGGGCGCCGCGAGCUCGUCGUCGCAGGGCUCGGCGGCGGCGGACGGAGAGGGACCGCUGCUGCUCAAGAGGCAGAAGCGGCCGGCGGCGCGGCGCUCGCUGGUGCGCUACCUGAAGGGCCGCGAGGUGGGCGCGCGGGGCCGCGCCGGGCUCCCGGGCUUCGAGGGCGAGCUGCGCGGCUACGCGGUGCGGAAGCUGCCCGAGCUGCUGCGGGAGCGCGAGCUGGCCCUGGGCACCCUCAACAAGGUGUUCGCGUCGCAGUGGCUGAACGCCAGGCAGGUGGUGUGCGGCACCAAGUGCAACACGCUCUUCGUGGUGGACGUGCAGUCGGGCCAGAUCACGCGCAUCCCCCUGAUGCGCGACCGGGGGCCCGGGCUGGCCCGGGCCCAGCCGAGCUGCGGCAUCCACGCCAUCGAGCUGAAUCCCUCCAAGACGCUUCUGGCCACCGGGGGCGAGAACCCCAACAGCCUGGCUGUCUACCAGCUGCCCACCCUGGACCCCGUGUGCCUGGGCGACCGCCAUGGCCACAAGGACUGGAUCUUCGCCAUCGCCUGGAUAAGCGAUACCGUGGUCGUGAGCGGCUCCCGCGACGGCACCGUGGCGCUGUGGCGGAUGGACCCGGACGUGUUCAACGGCAGCAUCGCCUGGCACAACGACGCAGGGCUCCCCCUGUAUGCCCACAUCCGUCCGAGGGACUUGGAGACCAUCCCCAGGGCCAGCACCAACCCCAGUAACCGCAAGGUACGGGCUCUGGCCUUCAGCGGCAAGAACCAGGAGCUGGGAGCGGUGUCCCUGGACGGCUACUUCCACCUGUGGAAAGCCCGGAGCACCCUGUCCAGGCUGCUGUCCAUCAGGCUGCCCUACUGCCGAGAGAACGUGUGCCUAACCUACUGUGACGAGUUGUCCCUGUACGCGGUGGGCUCCCAGUCCCACGUCUCCUUCCUGGAUCCGCGCCAGCGCCAGCAGAACAUCCGGCCCCUGUGCUCCCGAGAGGGCGGCACGGGCGUGCGCUCGCUGAGCUUCUACCAGCACAUCGUCACCGUGGGCACGGGCCACGGCUCCCUGCUCUUCUAUGACGUCCGCGCUCAGAAGUUCCUGGAAGAGAAGGCCUCGGCCAGCCCGGACUCCUCUCCUGGGCCCGCAGCGAGGAAGCUCAAGCUCACCUGUGGCAGAGGCUGGCUCAACCACGACGACCUGUGGGUGAACUACUUUGGCGGCAUGGGCGAGUUCCCCAACGCGCUCUACACUCACUGCUACAACUGGCCUGAGAUGAAGCUCUUCGUGGCUGGGGGGCCUCUCCCUUCAGGCCUGCACGGGAACUACGCAGGCCUGUGGAGCUAAGGAUGGCCGCCCUGUUCUCCAAGUGCCCAGAUUUACCUUCCAGUGCCCUCCCACUUUCCUUCUUUACGCUUGUGUUUGUGCUUUUAACUCAGUGUGGCUUUUGUCUUCCAAGUGGAAAGUGCACAGCUUACCUGUGCUUAGUUUUGGGCAGACAGAGAAAGAGAAAGAGAGAAAAAGUGGUCUUUUGGGCAAUCAAAACAUGGCUUUAAUAUUUAUCUGCACCUCCCCCAACACCACCAUCUUUUCUGCCUUCUUUUACAAAGAAUUUUGGCUGAUCCUUAAUUGUGUUCUCUCUUGAGUGAUUCACACAUGCUCUUUCUCUGGGUUGAUGUAGUCAUGGUUCCCACUACAAUUCAGUACUUUAGUUUUACCGGUAUUUCAACAGUAUGUUCAGGUCUUUUACACAUUUCUGAUGUAUGAUAUUUCGGGAAAACAUGUGCUAUAAAGUGUCUUUUGGCCUGGACUGAGGAACUACCUAUCAUAUAACAGGGCAGGUUUAUAGCCCUGCUCCAAUUAGAAAAUGCAUUUCAAGUUCUAGAUUGCCACCAUUUGGGGCGUGUUUCAUUUGGAUGUUGGAACUUAGUGUUGUUUGUAUAUUGUUGGUGCAUAAAAUACUUUAAAAAUAUGUUCUCUUAGUUAAGAAAUCUUACAAUGGUGUUCAUCCUAUUAAUCACAGUUUUGAUUAAUCAGUAAAAAUUUAGCAUCAAUACCCCAAGGCCCUCAGCCUUGUUGUUUAAAGCUGCUAUAUUAUGGCCUGCUUUCUUGGGUAGCAUUUAUGCUACAGAUUUUCGGAGCUAAUCAAAAGUGGCCUAUAUGUGGCAGGACAAUCAGGGAGGUACUUUUUGGGGUAAACAUUCCUUUAAAGUUCAGGUAACACUAUCCAGGCAGCCAUUUACAGAGAAAGACUGGCUGUUGUGCUCAAUGUAGAUGGUGUUGACAAUUUUUUAUUGUAUACAUGGAUAAUUCUUUGAUCUGGAUUAUGUGAUCUAUUGCAGAAAAAAAUAAAUAAAACAUGUUCAGCAUUUUAGCAAUUAAGUGCUAAGCUAAAGUUUUUGAAUGCUUAAAUAUACACUUUAUCUUUUCUUAAUUGUCCUUCUAGGAAUAUAUGAAUCAAAGUCAAAAUCUUCCAAGAGAGAAACUGAAUUGAAGCUGAAACAUCAGCUAUGCACACAUUACUUUGUACGUUUGUUUUUGAGAAGCAAACUUAUGCUCCUAUCAUGGGUUAGAACAUUAAAUAACAUUUUGAACACCUUAUCUAAAUAUACUUGCUAUAGGUUAGGACAAGUUAGGUGUCUUGUUGUGUUUUUAAGAUGAUUUAUCAAACUGUUUUUCAUUUACACCAACAUACAUAUUGUGCCUAUAACUACCUACUCAAAUAUACUGUAUAUUUGUGUAUGUGUAUAUAUUACUUCUCAUGUGAGGAAAAGACAUAGAUGUAUACCAUUUUACAUACGCAGGUAUUUCUAAUAUUUUAAACUACAUCUCU
Molecule: messenger RNA, 3265 nt
Organism: Diceros bicornis minor
Lineage: Eukaryota; Metazoa; Chordata; Mammalia; Perissodactyla; Rhinocerotidae
Gene: DCAF12L2
Product: DDB1 and CUL4 associated factor 12 like 2
Exons: 1
Coding region: 388-1779 (463 amino acids)
Cellular component (GO): Cul4-RING E3 ubiquitin ligase complex
Molecular function (GO): protein binding
Source: RefSeq, a predicted model, not a curated record